Messenger RNA from Cicer arietinum (chickpea), 820 nucleotides. Its product is annotated as protein CURVATURE THYLAKOID 1B, chloroplastic-like. The record is from RefSeq and is a predicted model, not a curated record. NCBI's taxonomy places the organism in Eukaryota, Viridiplantae, Streptophyta, Magnoliopsida, Fabales, Fabaceae. Gene Ontology annotation, cellular component: thylakoid; chloroplast thylakoid membrane.
UACACCAACAAAAAUUACAAAAAGAAGAAACAUAUCAAAAUUAACUAUAACUAUAAUAUCCUUAGUGAACACAGUCUUUCAUAGGAAAAUAAAAUUAUAGCCUGAAAAGUGUUCAUUAACUAAUAUCAAUGGCCUUAAUCUCCUCUUCUUCUCUAACUAUAUCUUCUUCAUUAACUCAUUUAUCUUCUUCUUCUUCUCCACAAUGUGUGAGCCUUCCUUCUCUUCCAUCACUCCAUUUGCUGUCUCAUAAUCAUGCUUUGAAGACCACUUCUCAUUAUCGCAAAAUUGGUCGCAAUGUUGUGGUAAUGGCCACAGGAGAGGCACCAGCAGAAGUUUCCUCAAGUGAUGAGGUGCCAGAAUUUGUCAAGACUCUUCAAGAAACUUGGGACAAAGUUGAUGAUAAAUAUGCAGUGAGUUCAUUGGUUGUAGCUAGUGUGAUUGCACUUUGGGGCUCAACAGGGUUGAUCUCAGCAAUUGAUAGGCUUCCCUUGAUUCCUGGGGUUCUUGAGUUAGUAGGCAUUGGCUACACUGGGUGGUUUGCAUACAAGAAUCUAGUUUUCAAGCCAGAAAGGGAAGAACUUUUACAAAAUGUACAGAAAGCAAUUACUGAAAUAAUUGGGAGUAGCUAAAAGAGUUGGAAUGAUAGAGUUCUAUCUUGCAGCAUUCUCUUGAAGAUUUCAUCCUGCUUCAUUUUGUAGCCAUAUAAGCUUUUUGAGUUUUGACCAUACCUUAUCCUAUAUAUGUAAUGUAUUAUUUUCUGAAAAAAAUUAUAUCUCUUAAUUAAAUGUUAAUCCACUAUAAAACAAUCUUAUUUUCUCAA